This is a messenger RNA of Helicoverpa zea (corn earworm), 1745 nucleotides long. Its product is annotated as CDK5 regulatory subunit-associated protein 3. The transcript has 10 exons. Gene Ontology annotation, cellular component: endomembrane system. The record is from RefSeq and is a predicted model, not a curated record. The coding region runs from base 143 to 1669 and encodes 508 amino acids. Gene Ontology annotation, biological process: regulation of mitotic cell cycle; regulation of cyclin-dependent protein serine/threonine kinase activity. Lineage: Eukaryota; Metazoa; Arthropoda; Insecta; Lepidoptera; Noctuidae.
ACUACGUAUCAAAAACGUCAUACGUUUUGUUGACACGUCAUAACAAAAACAGCUUCUGUUGGAAACUCGUAAAAUUGACAAUUACACGCUAAAGUUAAAAUUAUUGCGUUUUACUAAUUCAUAAAUUAAAAGUGAUAAAAAAAUGGACGAGAGUAAUAUCCCCAUAGACAUUAAUAUAGGUAAGUUACAAGACUGGCUGGUUAGCCGUCGUCAUGUGAGCAAGGAAUGGCAGAAGAGCGCUCCGGCGGUGCGGGAGAAGAUCAACAAUGCUCUGAAGGACAUGCCUAAACAUGAUGACAUAGCUAGCCUGCUGGCUGGCAGCUACAUCAACUACUUCCACUGUUUGAAGAUUAUUGACAUACUGAAGUUAACUGAGGCGGACACUAAGAAUCUGUUUGGAAGGUAUGGAUCACAGAGGAUGAAAGACUGGCAAGACAUAGCUCGUAGCUAUGAGAAGGAGAACCUGUACUUGGCUGAGGCAGCUCAAAUCCUAGUCAGGAACAUCAACUAUGAGAUACCUGGUCUGAAGAAGCAGAUUGCUAAGGAGGAUCAGUUGCAAAUUGAAUUAGAGAAGAAACAUACAGAUUUCCUAAAGAAUGAAGCAUCAAGCAAGUCUGAGUUCCUGACAUUGUGCAAGCAGCUCGGUAUCCAAGGUGACAGGAUCAAGAGGGAGUUGGUGGACCGUCUGCAAGAACUGCCUGAUAUAUACGACAAGAUCGGCAAAUCCCUAAAGCCUCUCCAACCAGGCAUAGACCUUUACUCUGCAUUUUCAAAAUACAUUUUAGGCGACAAAUGUUCUGAAGUAUUGCCACUGCUACAAUACGUGGUUGAGCAUGGCAACACCACAGUGUACGAGUGGAGUUAUGGGGAGGCUCCUCUGAGUGUGGAACCCGAUCCUGUACAUAUUGAGUUGGAUGAUGAAGAUCAGGGUGCUGGUGAUCAGAUAGAUUUCGGUGACAACGCGGAAAUAGACUUCGGUUCGAUAGAGGCGCCCGCCGACAUAGAUUUUGGCGACGGCGACGCGGGCGGUGAAAUCGAUUGGGGAAACAUCGACGUGGCCGCGCCUGAGAACGUUGAUCUAUCAGCAGACUUAGCGCACGUGUCCCUCGAAGAGUCUGGCAUAGUACUGGAGGAGCAGGGCGUCUGCGGGGGAGUGGCGCGGGGGAAGGAUGCACUCACGCUGCUCGACAACCCUGCCACCAGGAACCAGAUCAUUGACCAGCUCGUCGAGUUGGAGUCAUUCCUCAAGAUGCGUCUAUACGAAACGAACACUUCGGGCGACAGUCAUUCCUUCAGCUUACUACAGCAGCUGCCCACAGAGAGCUCGGCAGCUCUGACCGCCAUGCUGGACGCGGUACAGAUCGCCACCGCCAAGCUGACCGCGCCGGAAAUCAACCAUCUGCAUAACGUGAAGCACUCACCUAGAUACGUAGACGUCCUAACAGCUCAACUAAAACAGAAGCUAGCGCUAUGCGACAAGUUGUCCCGCCUGGCGAGCCGCGCGGCGGAGCAGGGCGCGGGCGCGGCGGCGCGGGCGGCGCAUCUGCGGCCGCUGCUCACGCGCAUCGUGGACAGGACCAAGGAGUUGCAGGCACAGAUCGAGAGUGACAUAUCGAAGAAGUACAAAGGGCGGCCGGUGAACAUCAUCGGCGGAGUGAAGUUCUUAUAGAACUGGGCUUAUUGUAAAUAUCGUUGACUCUAUUCGUUAUUAUAAAUAUAUUAUAUGGUAUCUUUUUUUUUACAAA